This is a messenger RNA of Macadamia integrifolia, 2468 nucleotides long. Its product is annotated as putative pentatricopeptide repeat-containing protein At5g43820. Gene Ontology annotation, molecular function: protein binding. The transcript has 2 exons. The record is from RefSeq and is a predicted model, not a curated record. NCBI's taxonomy places the organism in Eukaryota, Viridiplantae, Streptophyta, Magnoliopsida, Proteales, Proteaceae. The coding region runs from base 524 to 2293 and encodes 589 amino acids.
GAGGUCAUGUGCAUCGUCAUCCUCUAGUGGUUCAUGCCGUCAGUGCCGUUGGAAGCCAUAUAUGCCGCAUCGUCAUCUUCCAGAUCAGAGUUGCACAAAGUUUCGGCUUUGUUCGGUUGUCCUUAACAAUGGAGGUGUUGCCACAUAUUCAAAAGAAGAGAGAACUAAACUGGGUUUGUAUUGAACUUAGAGCCGAUUUCCUCAUUAAAAAUGAUUUUAAUGGUACAAUGUUCUCUCACUUAAUCUGCACCGUCCAUCUGUCCUUCACCACGUUUGGUCUUCUGCACCUAAAAUUACACAAGAAUAACAUAGGAUAUGGAUCCCAAAUAUGUCAUCUUCUCUCUCUCUUAUUAAAUUUUAUUGGGUGGGUGGCGAACUGCCAAGCCAUUUUCUCUGGUCUUUCAGUUAUAACCAUAGAUCUGGCAUAAAGUUAAUCUGAAUCGUCCACUGAUUUUCCACCUCACCGUAGUCAGUCCAACCAUCCCAGCCCCCUCCCCGCAUUGCCUCUCGGCCCUCUCCUGCUAUGAACACAAACACUAACCAGAACCUACAGGUAUCAGUAGGUCUUCUCUACAAUGGUUUCUCUCUAAUGGCGUUUAAAAGAAGAGGAUUUGUAGGGUUACUUGCGCAUUUCAACAGAAACAGGUACCCGCAGCUCCCUUCAAAUUCAUAUAUUUCAUCAUUUGUUUCGUUUUCAACCCUAGAUUUAACAAAAAUCUCUUCGAUUCGUGAACAACCAUCGUACGACCAAAUCAAUCAUGUAUCGUCUAAUAUGGACGAACUAUCUGUGCUGAAUGUGCUCUCUAAUUUGUUGCCUAUCCAUCCAAAAACAUCAACAUAUCGUCCCUUUGCUGAAAGUUCAUCCGAGAAACAAAUUCAAUGUAGGGAAGUGGGUGGAUAUUUAAGGCCCGCAGAGAAACUGAGAGGGGUUUUCCUUCAGAAACUCAGCGGAAAAUCUGCAAUUGAAUCCUCCCUAACGGCCACCUCUGUGGAUUUAACUUUAGAUAUUGUUGCGGAAGUAGUUAACAGAGGAAACUUAGGUAGAGAGGCAAUGAUGAACUUUUUCAAUUGGGCAGUCAAACAACCUUCAGUGCCCAAUGACCUUCAGACUUACCAUAUAAUUCUCAGGGCAUUGGGUAGGAGAAAAUUCUUCAAAUGUAUGGAAGAAAUCUUGAAUGAUAUGAACAAACAUGGUAUACACCCCAGUUCAGAGACUCUUUCGAUUGCAAUGGAUAGCUAUGUUAGAGCUCGCAGAGUGUCAAAAGCAGUUCAAAUGUUUCAGAGGUUAGAAAAGUUUGGGUCUGAAAGUGAUACAGAGUCUCUUAAUGUGCUUCUGUGCAGUCUAUGCCAGAGAUCUCAUGUUGGUACUGCAUAUGCGCUAUUUCUUGCAUUGAGGCGGAAGAUGCCCUUCAACCGUACAACAUAUAGUAUUAUCAUCAGUGGCUGGUCGAAAAUAGGCAGGGUUAGUGAAAUAGAAAGGACUUUGAAAGCAAUGAUGGAAGAUGAGUUAGAUCCUGACUGCUUAACUUUUAGUUACCUUCUUGAGGGUCUAGGCAGAGCUAGUCGUAUUGAAGAUGCUGUUGAGGUAUUUGACCAGAUGCUGCAGAAAGGUUGUCCACCUGAUACUGUUGCUUACAAUGCCAUGAUUUCUAAUUUUUUGUCUGUUCGAGAUUUGGAUUCAUCUGUGAAAUAUUACGAGAAGAUGUUGGAGAUGAAUUGUGCUCCAGAUUUAGAUACUUUUACCAAAUUGAUUAGUGUUCUUCUCAAGUCACGCAGAGUUGCCGAUGCACUUGAAAUGUUUGAUGAGAUGUUAUGGAGAGGAAUUAUCCCUAAAACAGGGGUGGUGACAUCUUUUAUUGAACCUUUGUGUAACUUUGGUCCUCCACAUGCUGCUAUGGUUAUUUACAAGAAAGCAAGAAAAGUAGGAUGUAUAAUAUCGUUGAAAGCUUAUAAACUGUUACUGAUGAGACUCUCCAGGUUUGGUAAAUGUGGAAUGGUGUUGAAAGUCUGGGAUGAGAUGCAAGAAAGUGGUUAUUCUUCUGAUUCAGAUGUUUAUGAGUUUGUCGUCAAUGGGCUUUGCAAUAUAGGGCAGCUGGAAAAUGCUGCACUUGUCAUGGAAGAGUCCUUGUGUAAAGGAUUUUGCCCUAGCAAGUUCAUCUAUAGCAAAUUGAAUAACAAGCUAAUUGAUGCAAGCAGAGUGGAAAGGGCUUACAAGCUUUUUUUGAAAAUAAAAAAAGCUCGUCGUGCUGAAAAUUCGCGGAGGUUUUGGCGUGCUAAUGGUUGGCACUUUUGAGUUUGUAUUUUUAUUAGAUUAAGAGUGCUGAGAAUUUGUAUUAUCUGUGCCACUUGUUUUCUCUAGGUGGUUCUUAAUCCACCCAAGUGAUCAGAAAGACUUCUAUGUAUUCUGACAAACUAUUUUGUAUUUUCUAUUUUGAAUGAUAAAUAGAGUAAUGCUGUAUAUGUUGUCA